UGUUUGCAGAAUGAAGAGGAACAGUUUAUCUGCUGUGAAUAAAAUUGCCCAGUCUUCACCAGCAGUGAAACAGCCAAAGUUUGGAUUCUACUCUUCUCUCAACCCUCUCAACCAGACUCAUACGCUCACAGUUCUUCUUGACUGGGGGAGUUUGCCUCACCAUGUCGUAUUACGCAUUUUUCAGUAUCUUCCUCUGAUAGAUCGGGCCCGUGCUUCGUCCGUGUGUAGAAGAUGGAAUGAAGUUUUUCAUAUUCCUGACCUUUGGAGAAAGUUUGAAUUUGAAUUGAACCAGUCCGCUACUUCAUACUUCAAGUCGACUCAUCCUGAUCUCAUUCAGCAGAUAAUUAAAAAGCAUGCUGCUCAUCUACAGUAUGUUAGCUUUAAGGUUGAUAGUAGUACUGAGUCAGCAGAAGCUGCCUGUGAUAUACUUUCUCAGCUGAUAAAUUGUUCUAUCCGGACACUAGGACUGAUUUCAACAGCUAAACCAAGUUUUAUGAAUAUGUCAAAGUCUCAUUUUGUGUCAGCACUUACUGUGGUUUUUGUCAACUCAAAGUCAUUAUCAUCAAUCAAAAUAGAAGACACGCCGGUAGAUGAUCCUUCCCUAAAGAUUCUUGUGGCGAACAACAGUGACACUCUGAGACUCCUAAAAAUGAGCAGCUGUCCUCACGUUUCAUCUGAUGGAAUCCUGUGUGUAGCUGACCACUGUCAAGACCUUAGAGAGCUGGCGUUGAAUUAUUACAUCCUAAGUGAUGAGCUGCUCCUGGCGCUUUCAAGUGAGACUCAUGUUAACCUUGAACACCUUCGAAUUGAUGUUGUGAGUGAGAAUCCUGGACAGAUGCCGUUUCAUUCUAUUAAAAAACAAAGUUGGGAUGCGCUUAUUAAACACUCCCCUGGAGUUAAUGUUGUGAUGUAUUUCUUUUUAUAUGAAGAAGAGUUUGAGACAUUCUUCAAAGAAGAAACCCCUGUUACUCACCUUUAUUUUGGUUGUUGUGUAAACAAAGAAGUUCUAGGAAGGAUAGGUCUCAACUGUCCACGACUGAUUGAGUUAGUGGUCUGUGCUAAUGGUCAUCAGCCUCUUGAUGAUGAACUUAUUUGUAUUGCUAAACAUUGUAAAAACUUAACAGCCUUGGGCCUCAGUGAAUGUGAAGUUAGCUGCAGUGCGCUAGUUGAAUUUGUAAGACUCUGUGGGAGAAGGCUUACCCAGCUCUCUAUAAUGGAAGAGGUUUUGCUCCCUGAUGGUGAUUAUAACCUAGAUGAAAUUCACACUGAAGUCUCCAAAUACCUGGGAAGACUAUGGUUUCCUGACGUGAUGCCUCUCUGGUAA
Molecule: messenger RNA, 1324 nt
Organism: Elephantulus edwardii (Cape elephant shrew)
Lineage: Eukaryota; Metazoa; Chordata; Mammalia; Macroscelidea; Macroscelididae
Gene: FBXL21
Product: F-box and leucine-rich repeat protein 21
Exons: 4
Coding region: 11-1324 (437 amino acids)
Biological process (GO): SCF-dependent proteasomal ubiquitin-dependent protein catabolic process; entrainment of circadian clock by photoperiod; regulation of cell cycle
Cellular component (GO): SCF ubiquitin ligase complex; nucleus; cytosol
Molecular function (GO): protein binding
Source: RefSeq, a predicted model, not a curated record